This is a messenger RNA of Spodoptera litura, 2248 nucleotides long. RefSeq names its product WW domain-containing oxidoreductase (gene Wwox). The record is from RefSeq and is a predicted model, not a curated record. Lineage: Eukaryota; Metazoa; Arthropoda; Insecta; Lepidoptera; Noctuidae. Gene Ontology annotation, molecular function: protein binding.
CUAAUUUGUAUUGAACAAAAUACGUCUGUACUACGAGUAACUUAGUGUUUUAAACGGUUAAAUAUUCGUAGUAAAUGAAUUAAAAUGCAUCACAUAGAGUCUGAUAGUGAAGAUGAAUUACCUUCGGGGUGGGAACAGAAAUCAACUGAAGAUGGAAAUGUUUAUUUUAUAAAUACUUUGAACAAUAAGACGCAAUGGACACAUCCAAGGACAGGUCGAAAGAAAGAGAUACCGAAGGAGCUUCCCUAUGGCUGGACAAAAACAUUUGACGAGGAGGACAAAGUGGUCUAUGUACAAAAAGAAACUGGCACUAAAACUUAUGUGGACCCCAGGCUAGCUUUUGCCACAGACGCAAAAGAACAUGUUCAUGAUUUUCGUCAAAGAUUUGAUGCAUCAUCCACAGCCUACCAGAUACUGCAUGGAAUAGACUUAUCAGGCAAAUAUGCUUUGAUAACUGGUUCCAAUGCAGGCAUUGGGUUUGAGACUGCCAAGUCUCUGGCAAGACAUGGCUGCAGUGUCAUAUUUGCUAAUAGGAAUAUGGAAUCAACAAAAGAAGCUAUUCAAAAAAUACUGCAAGAAACGAAAGCAUCGGAAGAUGACUUAAAAGCUGUGCAUUUAGAUCUGUGCUCCUUUGAAAGUGUCAGGAAGUGUGCAGCUGCGGUAAAAUCUAUGUUUUCUGACCGCCUAGACAUGUUGAUCCUAAAUGCUGGUAUUUUUGGAGUGCCAUAUACAGAAACAGUGGAUAAAAUUGAGAUGACCUGCCAAGUUAACCAUCUAAGUCAUUUGUACUUGGCCAUUUUGUUGGAACCUCUGCUGAAGAAAGGCUCACGGGUUGUAUUCGUCUCUUCAGAGUCACAUAGGUUUGCAAGUCUUAAGAAUGUCUUCAAUCUGCAAAAUCUUGCAUUUCCAAGAGAAUCCUAUAGCUCCAUGAUGGCGUAUAACAACUCUAAAUUGUAUAAUGUUAUAAGUGCAAAGAUAUUAAGUGAAGAAUGGAAGAAGAAAAAUAUAUAUGUGAACUCUCUUCACCCUGGUAACAUGGUUUUCACAAACUUAAGCAAGUCAUGGUGGCUGUUCAGAUUAGCAUUUGCACUAGUCAGACCUUUCACUAAAUCUUUGCAACAAGCAGCAGCGACAACAGUGUACGCCGCAACAGCCCCAGAGCUACGAGGUGUAACCGGCCUGUACUUCAACAACUGUUUCUACUGUGAAGAGUCUGCAAUGGCACGCGACAAAAACAUUGCUCAUGAAGUAUUCGCUCUAUCUCUUAAAAUGAUCGCAGAUCGCGUUGGUACUGAGGAUCUGAAAAAAUACAUGAACAAAUUCAACACAACACAAUCGCUUAACAAUGAAGGAAUUACGAAUGGAGAUAAAAAAUCUGAUAAAAAGGAAUAAAUGAAAUAUGUAUAUCACAUGUUUGGGCUAUGGGCUUAAAAAUCAAUUAAUCUUCAUUGUAUAUUGAUUUUUUUUUAAAUCCCAAAAUUCCUGAAGUGGACUGGGUUAUUUUUUUUACAUAAUAUAGUUUUCAUCGGUUAUUGGUACUAUUAAUAAUAUUUUUCAUUUAUUAGCAUUGUGCAUUAUUGUUUUGGAUAAGGGAUAAAUAAGGAAUUUCUGUGAUGACCAGUGUCAGUUCGAAAUUUAAAUUUAUUUGACAUUAUACAUAUUGUUCAUGUUAACAUUCCAACAUGUUUAUUUGUGGGUGUUUAAUGUACCUGAAAAGAACACAUUUGAUGAAAAGUCUGAUUGAAGAUUUGGUUAUUACUAUUAUCAGCAAAAAUGUAAUACAAUGUAAUUAUUGUGUGUACAUGUUAUAUUUAAUUACUAUCAGCAAUGAUCGUCCCACUACACAUGUUAUAGCUUAAGCGUUCAUUGUAAUAUAUUAUGAAUUUACAUAAGCCCCGUGUUUGAAAAUAGGCUAUAAUUUUAUAUUUUUGUAUAUAAGACAUGUAUCUGGUAUUAGAUAUCUGAUCUACCAUAAAACAGCUAUGUAUUUAUUCAACUUUUACAAUAUUGAUGUUGUAUUACUGUUACAAAAAAACUUGAAGAUAUUCUCCUACUAGACAAGAUAGUAUUCAGAUCCGAUUAUGAAAACUCAUUAUUUAAACCUAUAUAUAAAACUUAUAUGAAAACUAACUUUUCAACCGCAGAGCUAUUUGCUAUUGGAUGAUAAUAUAAAUCGUGUAAUCAACUACCUAGAUUAAAUAUUAUAAUUAAUUAAAACAAUUUGUUAAUUUUGAAUAAAUAUAUGAAG